Molecule: messenger RNA, 294 nt
Organism: Alternaria rosae
Lineage: Eukaryota; Fungi; Ascomycota; Dothideomycetes; Pleosporales; Pleosporaceae
Exons: 2
Coding region: 1-294 (97 amino acids)
Source: RefSeq, a predicted model, not a curated record
AUGCAAUUCACUCUUGCCUCCGUCAUCGCCAUUGCUGCCGCUCUUGCUCCCGCGGUCAGCGCCUUCUCCGUCUCCAACUGCGAGACUGGCCAGUACAAGAACUUCGGCGAGGCUGGUAACGGAAAGUGCCAGGGUUUCAACACUGGCAGGAGCGUUGCAUACGACAGCAACAAGGGCCUAGCUCUUCGCGUCUUCGCCUCGACCAACUGCCAGGCAGGCGAGGAGAUUCUUAUUACCGCUCAAAACAGCUGCCAGGAGAUCCCAUUUACUGGCCUGUCUGUCCUGGCCGAGUAA